Messenger RNA from Symbiodinium pilosum, 1856 nucleotides. The record is from the annotation of a GenBank genome assembly. Lineage: Eukaryota; Dinophyceae; Suessiales; Symbiodiniaceae.
GAGGCUGGAUGGAGAGAGCUCAGGGGAAAACUGGAGGAGAUCGUGGUGAACCACGCCGGUGGUCCCAUCCCUUUUGACCGGGUCGUCUUCGAAAUGGCUACAAAGGGUGAGGCUGGAUGCAGCCUGGUCUCGGACUCGGCUCUGCAGGCUGCGAUUCGUUCGGCCAUGAUCGAACACCUUGGCGCAAAGGGUGACCUGGAUGAGAUCAGUCCUGGUCAACCGCUUCGGUUGAAGCUGAUGUCUGCGCUCCUGCGUGAUGCUGGGGACCCGGACUGGCAGGUUCUGCUUGACGCGCAACGUGGAUUGCCGGUUGGGAUCAAAGUGUAUGAGGAGCAGACCUCCUGGAAACUGGAGAUGGGACCCGCCGAUGUGGCGAAGGCUUGGAAGGCGAACUAUGAGUCGGCGGCAGAACAUAUUGAUUAUGUUCGUGAGCACUUCGAUGCUGAGGUGGCCGAAGGCCUGAUGCUGAAGCUGGACGAAGAUGCAUUCUGGCGCAGGUACGGAGACGAGGCGGCCCUCUCGGCGAUUGCCGUGCUGGUGGACGAGGGGCCACCUCAGAAGAAGAGGGUUAUUCAUGACGCAUCUCACGAGGUCAUGCUGAAUCACAGGAUCAGAUGUCUUGACAAGGUUCGCUCGCCUCGGGCUCGGGAAAAGCGCUACUUGCUCCGUUUCCUGAAGGACCAUCGAUGUGCUGCGCUCUCGGUCACGGGAGACAUCUCGAAGGCACACAGGAGGUUCCGCCAUUCUCCCGAUGAAUGGGGCUACUUGGGACGCAAGGCAUCGGACUCAGACGCCUUUGUGUACGUGAAUUGUGUCGGGACGUUCAGGGUGGCAUCGGCAGGGUACUGGUGGAGCCGUAUCUCCGGAGGAGGGAUACGAUUGAUGCAUCACAUCACCGGCAGGCGCCUUCUUGAGCUCCUUCUCUACGCUGACGACCUUAAGGCGGUCGCUGGGGACCGUGCGGGACGGCGUGGGAUUGUCAUCUCUUAUGCUUCACUGGCGGCGCUGGGCUUCCCUUUUAAAUGGGCAAAAACCUGUGGCGGCUUCGUGGUGGAGUGGGUAGGCUUCGAGACGGCUUAUUCCUCCUUCAAACUCGGUCUUUCCCAACGCCGGGCAGAGUGGCUGAUCCGCUGGUGCAUGGAUGUCGCCACGUCUGCGCGGACUACAUGGUCUGACUUCUCACGCGCACUGGGGAGGCUUGGCUUUGGGGCAAAUGCUUUGUCCUGGGAGCGGCCGUUUCUUGGGCCAAUGUACUCAUGGUCGGCAGCUACUCGUGGCAAGCAUGGCUCCCUCACGGCUCCGGUAAUGAUCAGGGUGAUCCUCAGGUGGCUGGCUGAGAGGUUCCAGGAAGGGGGCCGCCUGCAGGAACCCAUGACGUUGACUGAGGCGUCCGGGAAUGUUGAACUCACCUUCUUUUCGGGCGCAAAGGCGGAGGAUGGCAGGGCUUAUGUCGGUGGCUACCUCUGGAACGGGCACGAGGUACUGUCUUGGUACGCGGCAGAGGUCCUGCCGUCUUGGGCUCCCUGGGCUUUCAUUAAGAAUGAUCCUCAGAGGACUACUGCAAGCCUGGAAUUGCUGGGCACGCUCCUCUGCGUAAAACUUUGGGGAAGCAGGAUGUCAGGACGAUCUCGGAGCACGGGAAGCAUCACCGGGGCGACGGACAAUCAGGGCAACACGUAUGCUGUCACAAAGCUGAUGUCCACCAAGUACGCCCUUCCCAUUUUGCUGAUGGAAUUGUCGGAGACUCUUAGGCUUGGGUCCAUCUUCUUGGACUUGCGUUGGGUUUUCAGGGAGCGCAAUCAAUGGGCAGACGAUCUUACCAAUGGCGAGUUCGGUCACUUUCCCAUGGAUAAGAG